AUGCUGCCUAAGCUCCCGAUUGACGACUGCCAACUUGAGAUGAAUCAGCCGGUCUCGUUUUCUUUUUCGUUUGACCCUGACCUUCAAGAACUUACUGAGCAGAAACUUCUUCAUUCCAGAUUUCCCGAGGAGCAAACCGAUUUCAGAGAAGAUGACUGGUCCCAAGGAUCCAAGGUUUCUCGCAUACGGGAGCUGGCCGAACACUGGAGAACACGUUACAGCUGGGAGGACCAAGAGAGAAGAAUCAAUGAGAUCUUCAAUCACUACCUGAUCAAGAUGGAUGUCCCGGAGUAUGGCCUGGUCACGUUGCACUAUACCCAUUCGAUGUCAUCAAGUCCCGAAGCAAUACCGCUUUUGUUUGUUCACGGUUGGCCAGGAUCAUUCUUGGAGGCAAGCAAAAUCGUCAACGAGCUCACCGUUGCAAAUCCAGACAACGACAAACAUCCCACAUUCCAUGUCGUUGCUCCUUCGAUACCGGGCUUCGGGUUCUCUCCUGCGCCGAUAAGAUCUAGGGUUGGUCCUGAAGUAGUCGCACAUGCCUUCAAGAAGUUGAUGACGGAUGUUUUGGGCUAUCCACACUUUGUUACCCAAGGCGGUGACUUUGGCGCUUUCAUCACGCGCUGGAUGGCCAUUCACUAUCCCGACGUCGUCCGAGCGCAGCAUCUCAACAUGUUCCCAGUCUCCGCACCAACCUUACGUUCCGCACCUUUUGCGUACAUCCGGUGGUGUCUUUCAGGACUUCUAUACUCCACCUACGAGAAGAAUCUCAUGAGAAUAUCGACUGCGUUCGAGGAGGAUCAGAGUGCAUAUUUGCAUCUGCAGGCCACAAGACCUCAAACACUAGGUUUUGCUCUUGGCGACUCGCCCAUCGGUCUGCUGGCUUGGGUUGUAGAGAAGUUGCAGUCAUGGAUAGACGUACCCGAAUCUCUGGAUAACGACGAUAUCAUCAACUUGGUUAUGAUGCAUUGGAUCCAAGCAGCCACUCCUGGCUUGCGCUUUCACAGGGAAGCCUUUGGGGAGAGGCGGGAAGCCGAGAGAGCGUUCGAGGCAUAUGUCAAAAUUCCAACGGGGGUAAGCGUGUUUCCAAAGGAGAUACUCGCAUGUCCGAAGGACUGGGCUCGGCAAGUUGCGAAUAUUCAAUUCUGGCGGCAGCACGAGCGUGGUGGGCACUUCGCUGCUCUCGAGUGCCCCGAGGAUCUCGUCAACGAUUUGCGGGACUUCUUCUCCUCUAAAGCGGCGAAAACGUCUUUGACUAGACAGUCAUAA
This is a messenger RNA of Colletotrichum karsti, 1266 nucleotides long. RefSeq names its product epoxide hydrolase. The record is from RefSeq and is a predicted model, not a curated record. Gene Ontology annotation, molecular function: epoxide hydrolase activity. Lineage: Eukaryota; Fungi; Ascomycota; Sordariomycetes; Glomerellales; Glomerellaceae. The transcript is spliced from 3 exons. Gene Ontology annotation, biological process: epoxide metabolic process. Bases 1 to 1266 code for a protein of 421 amino acids.